AUGUCAGACCCAAAUUUCCACAUCACCACACCACGACUCUACCUCUCCUACGCCGAUCCAUCCAAUGAAGCCCACGUUGAUUUCUCCCUGGACCUCGUAAACAGCGCACCCACACUCCGAUCCCAAGGCUCCACAGGCAACAGCGCCGCCGACCGCGCCGCCGCGCGAAAACGCAUCGCCGACACAAUGACGAGCCUGAAAAACAAAGGUUUCGGCCGCUACUUCGUCUGGCUGCGACCCGAAACCUCCUCUUCGGACGCAUCAACUCCGUUCUCCGAGCGCAGCCUCACUCCCAUCGGAUCCGUAGGUUUGCAGCUCGCCCGCCUCGACGGCAUCAAAGCGCCCACAAUCCCGGACGUCGGCUUUAUUUUCCUGGAAAAGUACCAAGGGAAAGGGUAUGCGGCUGAGGCUGUGGCGGCACUGAUGAAGUAUUAUGAGGAGGAGAAGGGGGUUAGUGCUUUUUCGGGGUUUACAAAAGAAGAUAAUGAGGGGGCGAGGGGGUUGUUUCGGAGGCUGGGGUUCACGAAUCAUGGGGUUAGGAGGGUUAGUGGGAUUAUGUGGAGUGGAGAAGAUAUCGAGGCGGAUACGUGGACUUGGGGGUUGAAGGAGGGGCAGGAGUUGGGAGAGUUGGGAAUUUGA
Messenger RNA from Bipolaris victoriae FI3, 639 nucleotides. RefSeq lists its product as hypothetical. The coding region runs from base 1 to 639 and encodes 212 amino acids. The record is from RefSeq and is a predicted model, not a curated record. NCBI's taxonomy places the organism in Eukaryota, Fungi, Ascomycota, Dothideomycetes, Pleosporales, Pleosporaceae. The transcript has a single exon. Gene Ontology annotation, molecular function: acyltransferase activity, transferring groups other than amino-acyl groups.